AUAAACACCGACUACUGAUCUAACACACAUACAAUUAGUUCCAUACACCCAAAACACCAUGAACAUUUCUUAAAGGUUUCUGUUUGAUGUAAUUGCUUUAAUUUCUUUUCAAGUCCGAUUCAGCCCCUGUAUGACCUGUGCUUCACGUCUGCUUUGUCGCAUACGAACCCGGAAGUUGCUGUGAGUGAAUCCUCUUGCCUGGACUGUGACGACGAUGACCCACAUCAGCAGCACGAGCGUCUUCCAGAAGUUUCCUCACAGGGUUUUCAACACCACGGCAGCAGACAGACUCUCUCGUAUGAACAAGCUGUUUGAAGUUGUGUGGAUCAAGCAGAGUCAUAUUAUUCCUCGUCGCCUUCUUGGGGAGUGAAACGUCAUCCGCUGUCUGUGAGUAGUGAGGAGAGCUUAGCUUGACAGUUAGCGAGCAGGCUUCUUUUUUUUUUCUUUUUUUUACCGCAGCGUUGACAGCUGCGGCUGCUGCGGCUGUGGAGGAGCCUGUGAACCUGGCCCAGUCAGCGGGCAAGCUGGAUAUGUUGCUGGCAUUGAGCAAAAACUGAAGCAUCUGCACUGAAAAUGUUCGUAUGACGCUGGAGAGGGACUGAGCCGUCAUAGUAAUGGGGAAAGAUUACUACAAAGUGCUCGGGAUAGCCAAAGGUGCCACCGAAGAGGAGAUAAAGAAGGCGUACAGAAAACAGGCCCUGCGCUUUCAUCCUGACAAGAACAAGUCACCUGGAGCUGAGGAUAAAUUCAAGGAGAUUGCUGAAGCCUAUGAUGUUCUCAGUGAUGCCAAGAAAAAGGACAUUUACGACCGUUUUGGAGAAGAAGGCUUAAAGGGUCCUUCUGGCAGUGGAGGUGGAGGACACUGUGGUCAAAACUACAACUACACCUUCCAUGGAGACCCCCAUGCAAUGUUCGCGGAGUUCUUCGGCGGGCGCAGCCCCUUCGAUCACUUCUUCUCACAAAAUGAAGAGGAUGACAUGGACAUCAACGACCCCUUUGCACCGUUUGGCAUGGGAAGAAUGGGCGGCAUGGGUGGCUUUCACCGAUCCUUUAAAUCCCACCCAGGAGGUCCUCGUAGGGCGCAAGAGAAAAAGAAGGACCCGCCCGUCGUGCAUGAGCUGAAGGUGAGCCUCGAGGAGGUCUUCUCAGGCUGCACCAAAAAGAUGAAGAUUUCCCGCAAGAGACUGAACCCGGAUGGCUGCACCAUGCGAAGUGAAGACAAGAUUUUAACCGUUGACAUAAAGCGCGGGUGGAAGGAGGGGACAAAAAUCACUUUUCCCAAGGAGGGGGACGAAACUCCAAGCAACAUUCCUGCAGAUGUGGUGUUUGUAGUGAAGGAUAAACCACACCCUGUGUUUAGAAGAGAGGGCUCAGACAUCAUUUAUCCUGCUAAGAUAUCACUCAGAGAUGCUUUGUGUGGAUGCACGGUCAACGCCCCAACACUAGAUGGCCGGACCAUCACUGUGACCUCCAGAGACGUUGUCAAACCUGGAACAAAAAAGCGUAUCACUGGAGAAGGUCUUCCUCUGUCCAAGUGCCCUGAAAGGAGAGGUGACAUGAUCUUGGACUUCACUGUCAAGUUUCCCGACAAACUGGGCCAAAGCACACGAGACGCGCUCAAACAGAUCCUUCCCCCCUGACUUGAAGUUCAGAAGAGCUCGCCUUUAGAAGUGUAACAAGCUAUCGUUUCUAAUGACGCUCUCCUGUGCGUCGUAUGCAUCAGGAAAGAUUCAGUUCAAGCUGCCUGAACACCAAAUCCAUAUUCCUCUGCGGUAUAUCUCGUCACUUUAAUGACUGUGUUUGGACAGAAGAGCUGACUACGUGUUUGAUUUUUGCAUACAGUUGAGGUUGAGUGACAGUAUGAAGUAACAGCCUGUCACAAUGACAGACUGAAGCUGAAUGACAUAAGAAACAUGAAAGAAUAGGAUGUAAAUAUUCUGUAUUGACAUCCUAUUCUUUCAUGUCACAGUUUGACAUUAGGAAGGAUCAAAUCAGAGGAACAGGAGUGUGUUUGAAAAACUUUAUAUAGCAACUGAUUUCUCUGAGUGCUUCAAGAUAGAGAGCUAACUAACAUUACCUCAGGUGCAGUAGUGCAUGCUUGGACAUUGCAUUCACAGUAGGACAUAAUAUUGGUUGCAGUAUGGAUGGAAGUGAAGCUCGUUCUUCAGCACCACAUUAGACUGAAGUGGAUCAGUAUGAUGGUGAUGUAACCUCUUUAACAUAUGUCUGCAGGAAAGCAUCCCUCUGAAGGCGAGGGGCGAGAUUGUGUAUCAGAGGCAUUCCUGUUUUCUGUUAAUCAUUCGUAGUUAAAGUAGUAUCGUCCUAUCACGUUAGAGCUGGCUUUGUGUGGAUGUAGGAGGAGGAAAGUGGAGGUGUACAGAGGUGGAACUCAUCAAAAAUGCUAUCUCAAAAAUCUGACUGUGACUACCCUGUCUUUCAUGUCUAUAGCAAUAUAUCUUUGAGAUGCUCUGUCUAUUAUAUAAAGCCACAAUCCCAUUCAAACAGUAGAACAGUGAAACUUAAAUAUACACUAAACUCAAGGGAAGAUAAAUAAUUCUACAGUUCAGGAAGGCUCACCUUUCAAAUGUUUACUUCUAUAUCUUCUUUAACUGGGAGCUUGUUACACGUGAAAAUUUCAGCGAGAAGAUUUGUGCCAAAUACUAGUCACUGUGUAUUUACAACGUGUGACUUUCAUCGUCAUGUGUGACUGAAAAACUACAAAGAUGUACUCCUAUUGAGGAAGCAAUGUCAAGAGGGCUAUGUAUGAUGUUUGCGUUCCUCUGUCUAACCUAUUUAAUCUAAAGCCAGUGAGUUUAUUUCUUCAUUGUUCAUCCGUUCGUGUUCUAAUUUCAACCUAAUGCAUCAGUCUGACAUAAAUAUCGCAAAGACUGAGAUGUGAAAUAUGUUUAAAGAGUGUAUUCUACUUUGAUGUCUCAUAUCUUACACCUAACAGUGUUUGUUUCGGUCUGUACAGCACCUGGAUUAUGUGGUAUGAUAGUUCAGCGGGAGUUCUACAGAGAUGCAAUUGAACUGUGUCAUAUUCAGCCAUGUGCACUUUUGACUGUGAUAAUUGAAGUUUGUAAAGUUCAUUUUCUCAUUACGUUUUUUUUUUGUGUGUGUGUGUCUUUGUAACUGUCUGAACUUCAUGGUAGUUUAAUCUUCAUCCUGCUCCUGCCGGAGUUUUGAGUUAAACCUUACACAAACAUGUGAUUAACAUGAAUGUAGAGAUGUGAAAUCUCACUGAUGUGGAUCUUCUUUUUUUAAAGGAAAGAGGCGUUAGCAUAAUUAAGUUUAAGCUCUUGUUUAUGUUUAGAAAUUCUUCAGGUUGGGAUUUAAGACUUUAUGAUUUUUAACAAAAAAUCUUUUAUGACUUGAUAAAGUGAGGUUUUUAAAAAAUCUUUCCUAUGGUGUGUUGAUUUUCCUUCAACAUUAAAAAACUGGCUAUCUAAUCCA
Molecule: messenger RNA, 3453 nt
Organism: Notolabrus celidotus (New Zealand spotty)
Lineage: Eukaryota; Metazoa; Chordata; Actinopteri; Labriformes; Labridae
Gene: dnajb1a
Product: DnaJ heat shock protein family (Hsp40) member B1a
Exons: 3
Coding region: 615-1640 (341 amino acids)
Cellular component (GO): cytosol
Molecular function (GO): Hsp70 protein binding; transcription corepressor activity
Source: RefSeq, a predicted model, not a curated record